Messenger RNA from Saccostrea cuccullata (small rock oyster), 4128 nucleotides. Its product is annotated as histone deacetylase 6-like. Lineage: Eukaryota; Metazoa; Mollusca; Bivalvia; Ostreida; Ostreidae. The transcript is spliced from 39 exons. Gene Ontology annotation, biological process: negative regulation of transcription by RNA polymerase II. Bases 88 to 3624 code for a protein of 1178 amino acids. Gene Ontology annotation, cellular component: histone deacetylase complex. Gene Ontology annotation, molecular function: transcription factor binding; zinc ion binding; histone deacetylase activity. The record is from RefSeq and is a predicted model, not a curated record.
CAUUUACUUUUGAUUUGGGUGGGAAUUUUUCUUUCAUUUUUAAGCAGCAAGUGGAUGCGCUAAUUGCUAGGUCAUUAAAUAGCAGAGAUGCAUCAGCAGUAUUCUGAUGAAGAACAGGACCCAGAUAAACAACAGAAACAACAACCAGGUCUGGAUGUGGGGGUGAAGGCUCAGAGUCAAGGUGUACAGGUUAGCCAAGAAGUCAAGGACAAGAAAAUGACCUUGGAGGAAAUCAAACAGAGUGGGCGGGCGGAACGACAGCGAAGGAGAGAGGAGAGAAGACGACAACAGUCUGACUCGGAUUCAGAGUCGGAGUAUCUGGUCGGCAAACUGGCCGAAAUUGCUCUAACAGUUAAGGAACCAGACCUUAUUGAGGGAACGGGGCUGAUUUAUGAUGAGCGGAUGUUAAAGCACGAGAAUCUCUGGGACAAGGAUUACCCAGAGAAUCCGUCACGCAUCAGUGGGCCUUUCCAGCGAUGUUCUGAGCUUGGUCUUACAGAGAGAUGUGUUCGACUAGAGGCCCAGCAUUCUACAGAGGACAUGGUACUGUUACAACAUUCUCAGGAACUGAUAGAAAAACUCAAACGGACCACGGAAAUGAGCACCGAGGAACUAAAAGCCGAGGCCAUCAAAUACGACUCGGUUUACUUCAACCAGGCUACAUAUGAGUGUUCCUUGUUGUCACUUGGGAGUACUGUAGAAUUAAUGGAACAGAUUCUAAAGAAGAAGGUGAGAAAUGGAAUGGCUUUAAUAAGACCCCCAGGACACCACGCAAUGUCGGAGGAAUUUUGUGGAUUCUGUUACUUCAAUAAUGUUGCUAUUGCUGUAAAACAUGCCCUGGAAAAUCUCAAACUGAAAAAGAUUUUAAUCAUAGACUGGGAUGUUCAUCAUGGCCAGGGCACCCAGCAGAUGUUUUACAAUGAUCCGCGAGUGCUGUACUUUUCUAUACAUCGGUACGAGUUUGGGAAGUUUUGGCCCCACCUGAGAGAGAGUGACUAUGACUUUAUAGGAGAAGACAAGGGAGUAGGGUAUAACAUCAAUGUCCCUCUUAAUCAGACGGGGAUGGCUGAUCAUGACUACCUGGCUAUAUUUCAUCAGGUUUUAAUGCCAAUUGCAUUUGAGUUUGAUCCAGAAUUAGUUUUGAUUUCUGCUGGAUAUGAUUGCGCAAUAGGUUGUCCCGAGUUUAAUCCUGAUUUUGUUGUUGUGUCCGCUGGAUUUGACUCGGCCAUUGGAGAUCCCAAGGGAGAAAUGGGGGUAACACCUGCAGCCUUUGCUCACAUCACUCACAAGGUCAUGUCCUUGGCACAAGGUCGUGUGGCAGUCAUAUUGGAGGGUGGGUACUGCUUGAAGUCUCUCUCUGAGUCAGCAGCCUUGACCUUGAGAACAUUACUUGGUGACCCUUGUCCCAGAAUUCCAUCAUCUCAGGAACCAUGUGACAGUGUCACUGAGUCCAUUCUGAAUGUGAUUAAGGUUCUUCGGCCUUACUGGAAGUGUCUGCAGUAUCAGGAAUUCACCUCUGACCCUUGUCCUUUUGAAGAGGUCAACCUGUCUCCUCCUAAGCCUGAUAUUAUUCUCAUUACUGAGGAAAACAAACCAAAGGAAUACCCAGAAAGUCUGGAGCCCACAAAAGUAGAGGAGUAUUACAAAGUGGAGAAAAGACUGUCACCUGUUAUAGACAGAAUAAUAGCUAACACAGACCUCAGUAUAGCUAAAAACAGAACCUGCAUAGCCUAUGAUGAAGGAAUGAGGGCCCAUUGUUCAACAGCAUCUUACUACCAUCCCGAAUCUCCUGACAGAAUAACACGAAUAUUUGACAAACACACAGAGUGGGGGCUGACUCAGAGAUGUACUAGGGUAGAGACACGGAUGGCAACAGAAGCAGAACUGACACUCAUCCACAGUUCAGCUCAUGUUGAAGAGAUAAAGAGUUUUGAAGAUAAAAAUCCAUUUGAGUUGAAAAGAUUGGAGUCAAAUUACCAGUCAAUCUAUCUCUGCAAAGACUCUUACUUUUGUGCGCGGAUGGCUGCUGGAUUUGUGUUGGAUGUGGUGGAUAAUGUGAUGACAGGACAGAGUCAAAAUGGGGUUGCAAUAGUGAGACCUCCUGGACAUCACGCUGAGUGCUCCCGAGCCAUGGGUUUCUGUUUUUUUAAUAAUGUAGGCAUUGCAGCCAAGUAUGCUCAAAGCAAGUAUAAUGUCAAAAAAGUUUUAAUUGUUGACUGGGAUGUACAUCAUGGUAAUGGUACACAACAUCAGUUUUAUGAGGACCCAAGUGUCCUUUUUAUAAGUCUUCAUCGUUAUGACCGGGGUUCCUUCUAUCCCUGCACAACUGAGGGGUGCCACACCAAAGUGGGAGCAGGGGAGGGGACAGGCUUCAAUGUCAACAUCCCAUGGAACAAUGGACCUAUGGGGGAUUCUGAGUAUAUUGCAGCCUUCCAACAAGUGGUCAUGCCAAUAGCUUAUGAGUUUGGUCCGGAGCUGGUUCUGGUAUCGGCUGGAUUUGAUGCCGCUAUGGGAGAUCCUCUGGGAUGUUACUCACUAACGCCGGCUGGAUAUGGUCACAUGACCCACAUGCUGUCAUCACUAGCCAAUGGAAAAGUAGUCCUUGUGUUAGAAGGAGGGUAUCACCUGGCAGCCAUAUCUAAUUCCAUGGCCAUGUGUACAUCUAUCUUACUGGGAGAUGGCUGUCCUCACCUCCCCUAUGUCAAGACUAAGGACAGUGCUGUGAAAUGUAUACAAGAUGUUUUAGAUGUACAGAAGCAGUACUGGAAAUCACUGAAAUUCAGAGUAAAUAUAAAAACAGAAAAGAAGGAAAACACAGAAAAAGCUGAACAGGAAGAAAUGGAGAGGCAAAAGGAAGAAGAAAUGAAGAAGAUUCAUGAGUUGGCUGAACAAUUAAAGGAUGUUACAGUAAUCAAGGACACAGAAACCCCCCGGGAACAUGUAGUCGUGGUAGAAAAUGUGACAGAGGAUAUAGGAGGUGUUGAACAGAAAAUAAUCCAUACUGAGCAACCACAUAAUGGAGAAAAGAGUCCUGUCCCAGAUCAGUCAGGGAGGGAUGAAACUAAGGGACUACCCCAGGAGACUAACAGUGAAGGGACCGAGGUGCCUGGAGGGGGAGAUAGUCCAGGGGGAAAUAAUGGGGAAAACGACCCCACCACAGGAUGCACUGGAGGAGGGGAGUUGCUGGGGGCAGAGGGAGGGAGUGAGGCCCCAGUGGUACCACCAGUGUCAGCUAAUGAGGUGCUGAGGCAGCUGGAGGCUCAGGGACACACCCAGAUGUUUGCGGUGACCCCCCUACCCUGGUGUCCCCACCUGGAGACAGUAUCCCCCGUCCCCCGGGGUCGGAUAGAUACCAGCUCCCCGUGCGAGACCUGUGGUGAUUCCUCUGAGAACUGGAUUUGUUUAGUCUGUUACAAGAUUUACUGUAGCCGGUUUGUCAAUGAGCACAUGUUGAUGCAUGGAGUAAUGGAGACCCACCUAAUGUGCCUGAGUUUCUCUGAUCUGUCAAUCUGGUGUUACGGGUGUGAGCAUUAUAUAGAUAAUCUGGCACUAUUUGAGGCCAAAAAUGCAGCUCACCUCGACAAGUUUGGUUCAGCUCUUCCUAGACCCCUGUCUCUGUCGUGACGUUAUUGCUCAGAUGAAUAAUGUUAUAAUUAUUGUACAGAUUAGAUGACUAUUUAAGAAUUUAAUUUGUAAUCAUUAAUGUAUAUUGUAUACAUUUAUAUAGGAUGUACUAGAAUACAUAAAUAAGUUUUAACAUAGAAAAAAUUAUAAAUUAUCUAAAAAAAAAGUACAAAUUAUUUAAAAAAUAAUAAAACCUAUACUACCCAGCGAUUACAUGUAUUUUUUUUAGUUUUUCUGAUCAAAAUUUGUCCGUUGUCUGUCGCCGUCAUUGUUGUUGUAAACUUUUCACAUGUUCAUCUUCUUCUCAAGAACCACUGGACCAAUUUCAACCAAACUUGCUUCAAAACAUCCUAGGGUAAAGGGGAUUCGAGUUUGUUCAAAUGAAGGGCUGCGCCCUCUUCCAAUGGGAGAUAAUUAUGAAUAUGUGAAAAAUUAAUGGCAUUUAAAAAAAAAUCUUCUUCUCAAAAGCCACUGGGCCAGGAAAGAUGAAACUCGUGUGGAAUC